AUGGAGGAAUGUGAAUUUAAAGAGCAUUUUCGAGUAAAUCGUAUCACAUUUAAUUUCCUAGUUAAUGAAUUGCAUCCACAUUUAGGAAAAACUACCACAACUAUGCAAGAAUCUAUUUCAGUAGUAAAACGUGUUGCAGUUGCAUUACAUUAUCUAGCUUCAUGUGAAGAGUAUCGUGUUGUUCGUGUUGUGUCUAACUUUUUUGGCAUAGGAAAGUCAACAGCAAAUUUAAUUGUUCAUGAAUUUAUUAAUGCUGUUAAUGACAUUUUGCUCCCUAAAUAUGUUAAAUUUCCAUUGUCAGUGGAAUAUUUAAAUAAACAUUGUAGAGAUUUCGAAGCUAUUCUUGGUUUUCCACAAUGCGUUGGAGCGGUUGAUGGAUGCCACAUCCCUAUUUCAGCCCCUAAAGAUCAAGCAAUUUCUUAUUAUAAUUAUAAAGGGUGUGUUGGAUCGCCUGGUAGAAAUAAUGACAGCUAUAUUUUGCAGAAUUCUUCUUUGAAAGCAAUUUUAGAAUCAAAUCUAUUUGAUAAAUGUUGUAAAGAGCUUGGCGAUUCUCUUGUUCCGCUAUGUUUGAUAGGUGAUUCAGCAUUUACUUUAACGCGUCAUUUGUUAAAACCUUAUCCUGAAAAUUUGGAGCUUAGUGAAAUUCAAAAAAAUUUCAAUAAAAUACUUUGCGGUGCUAGAAGAGUAGUUGAGAAUGCUUUUGGGUGCGUUAGAGCUCGAUUCCGUAUAAUUUGCAAACGUAUAGAAUACGAUAUUAACUUUGCUACAAGAAUUGUUAAUGCUUGCGUCACUCUUCACAACAUUUGUGAAUAUUAUGACGAUAUUAUUAUAAUAGAAUGGCUUAUGCAUCAUCAUGAUGACAGUCUAGCUCAACCCAAUACAGUUUCUACAACUGGGAACAAUGGACCAGGAAAAAAUGUGCGUGAUUCAAUUGCUAAAUACCUUUAUGAAAGGGACAAGUAA
Molecule: messenger RNA, 963 nt
Organism: Hydra vulgaris (swiftwater hydra)
Lineage: Eukaryota; Metazoa; Cnidaria; Hydrozoa; Anthoathecata; Hydridae
Source: RefSeq, a predicted model, not a curated record